Messenger RNA from Phlebotomus argentipes, 5119 nucleotides. It is a transcript of the gene Csk, whose product is annotated as tyrosine-protein kinase CSK. Gene Ontology annotation, molecular function: protein tyrosine kinase activity; ATP binding. The transcript is spliced from 8 exons. Gene Ontology annotation, biological process: protein phosphorylation. The coding region runs from base 581 to 2791 and encodes 736 amino acids. NCBI's taxonomy places the organism in Eukaryota, Metazoa, Arthropoda, Insecta, Diptera, Psychodidae. The record is from RefSeq and is a predicted model, not a curated record.
AUUCACUUCGUAUCGCGCGCUUCUUUCCUCCCGAAAAAUAACAGAACAGAAGAGAAAAGAUAGUGUGUGUGCCUGAAAUACCAUCAUCUCUGGUGCUUUGCUCUCCUCAUAUCUCUGGUCGUUUGUCUCCGAAAUGGGAGCGGAAAAUAGUAUCGAAUAAUGAUGAUUACUGGUGGAAAUUUAGUACUUCAGUUUGUCGAGAUAGACUGGCUCUCUUUCUAAGUGUUAUUGAAAGUGAAAAUUCCUUGGGAACCAUUCAGUGAUUGGAAUCCAUGAGUUUGCUAUCCUAUGACCUUUGCUUAUGCUAAUGAAUUAUCUCACUUUUUGUCCAAUACUUUUUGGCCGGUGUAGAAUUAAAAACACAUAUUUGGUUAGUCAGAGUGAUUACAACAUAUCUCCUCUUACACCAUCUCAUCAUCAAAUUCAUCCUUCUCGCGUAUGUUAAACAAUGAUUUUUUUGUGAUGUUAUGUGUGAAGAUUUCACUGCAGUGAACUGAAAGAUCUUCUGGGCUUGAGUUGAGUUGAGUUGUGAAAGCUGUGCGAAUUUGCAAAGAGAGGACGAGGAGUAUAAUUGUGAGUUAUGGUGACAACAAUUAAGAUAACAUGCGACGGUGUGUGCAUUCAAUCAAAUUCUUACCUAACGAAUUUGCACUUGAGUGGCGACGUGCGGAACGGCGCGAAGGAGAGUGACAAUUGUCCAGUGACCCGAGUGAGUGCGGUCAAGAGUGUGGAUCAGAUUGACACGCCGCGGAAGGGCCGCGCGAACUUUCCGCCGAAAGCGCAUGUGUACUUUGUGAGGAGGCUGUCGAUAGUUGCGGGCGAAGAUUUCGCCCAGAGAGUGAUCAAGGAGUCGCCAGACGCACCAGCAGCGCCUCCAAAUCUUGAUGGAGAUCUGAAGCGACGACGAUCGGAUAGGAAGCAGAUAGUGGCACGAAGGAAUUCCAGUGGAGCGACUGAGCUGGUCGUAAUGAAUAGUCACGCGACAGCACUGAAUUUGCAGUCAUCUGGCCAAACAGCUGUUGUCGGUCACCAUCGUGGUUUCUCUCAGGUUUCAGCCGGCUCUGGCGGCGGCUCCACAUCGGGCGACUGUCCAUGGUUUAUGGCGGCUCAUCAGAUGCCACCGACAGCACCACUGCGCCAGCACAAGCGUCCAGCUCCCCAACCGGGUGUCAUUCUCCACAGUCAGCCGCAGCCGAACGCCACCAAGCAUCUUCCGCAGAUGUCAAAUCCUCCGCCUCAGGUGCCGCCACACUCGAAUGUGCAACAGAAUCAAAACCCCAUUCACCUAACCAAUCACUUGCACGCAAAUCAGCAAAUAACAGCGGCCUCGAAUGCAGCCCACUCGCCCAAGUCACCGAAUCUCCAGCCCAUGCAUCCGCACCAGACAAUUCCACCGCCAUCGAGCGCCUCCUUGGCCGCGUCGAAUCUCAUGUCAACGUCUCUCAACAGUGUGCAGUUGACGAGCCAAAUAGCCGGCAAUGGAGCGCCGCCGCCCAAUCACCUGUCCGGCCUGGCUGUGCUGACGGCGUCGGGUGCCCCGGCGCCCAUGUCCAUGUCCUCGUCGCACAGCGGCAUCGUGUUCGACAAGGCGAGCGCCUCCACGUGGAACAGCGCAUCUUCACUGUCGCCCACGGUGCCAUCGAAUCAGAAAAAGUGUGAAGUGAAAUUGAAUGCAAUGCCAUGGUUCCACGGGAGCAUAACGAGAGAUGAAGCGGAACACUUGCUGCAGCCACGCGAGGACGGGCUGUUUCUCGUGCGGGAGUCGACAAAUUUCCCCGGUGACUACACACUGUGUGUGUGCUUCCAGGGAAAAGUGGAGCACUAUCGCGUGAAGUAUUUGGAGAACAAGCUGACAAUAGAUGAUGAGGAGUACUUUGAGAAUCUGGGUCAACUGGUGCAGCACUACGAGAAGGACGCCGACGGGCUGUGUACGCAGCUGAUAAAGUGUCUGCCGAAGAAGGGCAAGCAGGAGUUCUGCAUCAACUCCAAGGACUUCCUCGACAAGGGCUGGGUUUAUCCGGAGAGUGACAUUCAGCUGCGCGAGAGCAUAGGGAAGGGGGAGUUCGGCGACGUGAAGCUGGGCCUGCUGCGGGGCGAGAAGGUGGCCGUGAAGAUGCUGAAAGACGAUGGAGCUGCUCAGAAAUUCCUGGCGGAGGCCUCAGUUAUGACAACGCUGGAGCAUGAGAAUCUCGUGAAAUUCAUCGGCCUGGUAUUCACCAACAAGCACAUAUAUCUCGUGACGGAGUACAUGAGCAAGGGAUCUUUGGUGGACUAUCUCCGUUCGCGGGGUCGACAGCACAUUACGCGGAAAGAUCAAAUUAAUUUCGCAUUCGACACAUGCUCGGGAAUGGAGUACUUGGAGUGCAAGAAAGUGGUCCAUCGCGAUUUGGCGGCCCGAAAUGUGUUGAUUUCGGAGAACUGUGUGGCCAAAGUGUCUGAUUUUGGAUUAGCACGUGAGGAGUGCUACAAUCUCGACGUUGGCAAGCUGCCAAUUAAGUGGACAGCGCCAGAGGCACUAAAAGGAGGGCGAUUCUCCAACAAAUCCGAUAUGUGGAGUUUUGGGAUACUUCUCUGGGAAAUUUAUUCAUUUGGACGAGUUCCAUACCCGAGAAUUCCACUGGCGGACGUCGUGAAGCACGUGGAGGUUGGCUACAAGAUGGAAGCCCCAGAAGGUUGCCCACCGGAGAUUUACGAGAUGAUGCGUCAAGCGUGGGACCUGAAUCCGACAAGGCGACCAAAUUUUGGGGACUUGAAGGUGAAAUUGCUUCAAUUGAAGAAUGCCACCACGUGAAUGUCUACUUUGAUAAGCUCUUAUCCAUCUGCAAACUGUGCAGACACGAUUGAAUGUCUGGCGGUGUGAAUUGUAUUCAGUUUGGCCGUCGACACGGAGAAAUUUUCAGUCUGUGGAGGAGCAAAAGAGUGAAAUCUGUGCCACGAUUUUUUUUUUAAUUUUCUUCACGCUGUUUUGUUUGCACACUGUAAAUCAAUUGCAAGACAAUAUGCAGACCGGCUCUAAAAAAAUAUAUUCAUGUUUGCGGAGAAGUGCAGAAAAUCAAGGAAGGAAUUGACAAUCACAUAAUCUCUGUUUAAUCCAUCUUUUACUUGACAGACAAGUUUUGAUGUUCGUUGCAACAUUUAUGUCUCAUAAUCUCUGCGUUAUCACACUGUUAAGAGGGUGUUUUGAAAGACGUUUUAAUUAAUUCAGGUGAAAUUUUCUAAUUGCCUCCAAUUAUCUCGUGGCGAAUUGAAGGAGAAGCAAAAAAGCUAUGCAAAACUUGUGCUGCAGAUCAAUAUGAAAGUGGAAUUCACGGCAAUAGAUGAGUUAAUCGUGUUAUUAAGACAUUAUACAGUAAAAAAGAUGGCAAAAUUAUUCAUAAUCACAGCGCGUGGUGUGGCAGGAAUGAUGAGAAAUUAUUCAAGUACUGACAUCUCUCCCUAUAUUUAUAUUUACUAUUUAGUAAUAUAAUAUGAUAUUCAUAUUUGUAACUAAUAUAUACAACUUAACACGGAGAAUAGAAAGGAACAUUACAAAAAAGGAAGAGUAGGAAAAGAGAGUAAUCAUUAGAGGUAUUAUAGAUUGUAAUUCAUGAAGUAAUGUUUUAGUGCAGAAUAUGAUGAAAUAUUUUUUAGACGAUCAUAUAGAGAAAUAGAGUCACUGCAAAUUGUGUGUUUGGGUCCCACAAAAGAGUUCAAAGAGGCAACAAACAGCUCGAAUUACAUGUUUAUUUUAUUAUUUUACACAAUCACCACAGAAAUUAAACCGAAAAUCAUUUAAUGCAAAUAUUCUGGAUAUAUUCGCAGUGAGAAAAAUGAUGGUUUUGUGCACAAAUUGCAUGUAAAUAGACGUCACACGAUGAAUACUGUCAAUGGAAGAAUCAAAUGAUAUCAGAAAGAAUGAAUGGAAUCUAAUCUCGAAAAGUGUGACAAAAUAAUCAAAUUGUUUUCGUCCAAUUUAUCAGAACAAACACACAGACAAAAUGGCAGAGAGAGAAAGAGUGGAUUUUGCAAUGUAAAUAUUGACCUUAUGGAGCACUUGUGAAGGAAAGUGCAGAAGAGAUGAAAUCAUGAGCAAAACAUUAUAUCAUAAAAUACUGUAAAUAUCAGCAUUAAUAUUAGUGGACAAACUUUUUAUUAGUGACUAAAAAGAUCAUGUUUUUGUAACUGCAAUUUAUGUAGGAUGAUAAUUUCUAUGUUUAGCUAAAGGAAAAGAAAAUGUUUCUGUAAUGAUUAACAAAGUGGCGAAGAGAUGAUUUUUAUGAGGAUAUAAUUUAAUCAAUUUAUGAUACAUUUGAACCCCUUCCCAAAUCUCCAAAUUAGAACUUAAAUAUAAAUUAUUUAUUUUGCUGUCUUCCGUGACGCGAUUAUGAGGAAAAUGAGGUGGAGAAAUAUAUGGUGAAAUAUUGAAUUUUGUGCAAUUGACAAUUGUGUUUUAUAUGUGCCGCUCGAGAGCAAUAUAACCAGUUAAAUAGAAUUGAAGGUAUUCAUUUUAGAGGAGAUCUGAUGGCAAAAUUAUUACAUUUUAAAGUGUAGACGAGAAAUUUACUGUAAUUCUACAACAUGAUAAACAUAAAAUAGAAGUCUUGGCAUUUAGAAAUUUUUGGGUGUUGAAGAAAAAAUGGCAAAUAAAUUGAGAAAAUAUAAAGGAAAUGUGAACAAAAUCGUAGACAAGUAAUUUACAGAAUAAUUCCAUGUAUAAUUUUAGUGUUGAUGAGGCAAAAUUAUUGGAAAAAAGGAAAAAAAAACUUUGAUGAAAAAUUAUGUGAGAAAAUCGAUGCGUUAUAAUUGCUUAAAGCAAACUUUUUUUUAUAAUUUGACUUAGGACAAAAUGAGCAGAAAAGAACUACUUAAAUAGACGCAAGAGGAGAUACUUACAUUUACUAAAUACAAUAAUAAAAUCUAAAUCACAUGUUUUAUUUUAUGAUUUCUGUUUAAUCUCACAACGCUUUUUCUUUGGUGCGUGAACGAGUGUAUCGCACAUUAACAUUCCUUGGGGAAUUAGAACCUUAUUUUUUGCAAAUUGUUAUUGAAUUGCGUCAACUUCCUUUUCUUUUGUAUUGAAUCAAGCAACAACUGAAGGAAUGAAAUUCAUAGUAAACUGAGAAAUAAACAAUCUCUUGGA